CCAUCCCGUCCAGCACGCCAAUUCCCUCCCACCCCCCGGCCUUUUCUUUUCCCUUCUCACCUCUAGCUGUUCCUCUGUCUUUUUUAUUGCAGCUAGAAGUCGAGGCCGUGCACCAUGACGCUCUUUAUCCUUACGGAAACCAGUGCGGGCUAUGCCCUGCUCAAGGCCAAGGACAAGAAGCUGUUGAAGAGAGAUGAUCUGGCUACUGAGGCUUCCACCGCAGAGGGUGUUUCUAACCUUCUGAAGUUGAAGAGCUUCCAGAAGUUCGACAGCGCUGCUACCGCCCUGGAGGAGGUUGCUUCCCUCGUCGAAGGAAAGGUCACUCCUCGCCUGGCCAGCCUUUUGGACGAAGUCAAGGAUGAGAAGAAGGUUUCUCUGGCUGUCGCCGACCCCAAGCUCGGCAAUGCCAUUGGCAAGCUCCCCGGUCUCUCCAUCGAGCUGGUGGCCGACUCUUCCACCACCGAUGUCUUCCGUGCCAUUCGUGAACACCUGCCCACCCUCAUCCCCGGCCUUCUCCCUCAGGACAUGUCCACCAUGUCCCUUGGUCUGUCGCACUCUCUCGCUAGACACAAGCUCAAGUUCUCCCCCGACAAGAUCGACACCAUGAUUGUGCAGGCCAUUGGUCUGCUUGACGACCUGGACAAGGAGCUCAACAACUACGCCAUGCGUGUGAAGGAAUGGUACGGAUGGCACUUCCCUGAGCUGGCGAAGAUCCUGAACGACAACAUCGCCUACGCCAGACUCGUCCUCAAGAUGGGCAUGCGCACCAACUGGGAGUCUUCCGAUCUCGCUGAGAUCCUCCCCGAGGAGAUUGAGGGUGCCGUCAAGGCUGCUGCGGACCGCUCCAUGGGUACCGAGAUCAGCCAGGAGGAUCUGGAACACAUUCAAGCUCUGGCCGAGCAGGUCGUUGGCUUCGCUGAGUACCGUCAACAACUGGCUGGCUACCUUACCGCCCGUAUGAACGCCAUCGCCCCCAACCUGACUGCCCUCGUCGGUGAUCUGGUCGGUGCCCGUCUUAUCGCCCACGCUGGUAGCUUGACCAACCUGUCCAAGAGCCCUGCCAGUACUAUCCAGAUUCUGGGUGCCGAGAAGGCCCUGUUCCGUGCUCUUAAGACUAAGCACGACACUCCCAAGUACGGUCUGAUCUACCACGCUUCCCUGAUCGGCCAGGCCACCGGCAAGAACAAGGGUAAGAUGGCCAGAGUUCUGGCUGCCAAGGCUUCCCUUGGUCUGCGUGUGGAUGCUCUCGCUGAGUGGGACGACGAUGCCACCGAGGAGGACAAGGCUGCUCUCGGUACGGAAGCCCGCUACAACCUCGAGCGUAAGCUUGCCGCCAUGGAGGGCAAGCCCCUCAAGCCUCGUGGUACCGCCAUUGCCCCCAACGGCGCUCCUCAGGCCCAGAAGUUCGAGAUCAACGAAGCCCGCAAAUACAACGCCGAUGCUGAUGCUGUUACGGGCGACGAGCCCGCUUCCGCUAAGAAGAGCAAGAGCAAGAAGCUCGUAGAGGAGGUUCAGGACGAGGAGAUGGCCGAUGCUGACUCCGACGAGGAGUCUGACUCGUCCGACGAGGAGACCGACAAGAAGUCCAAGAAGAGCAAGGACUCUGAGCUCGAGAAGAUGGCCGAGAAGGCCGGUCUGAGCCUCAAGCGGUACAAGCGCAAGCUUGAGCGUGGAGAAAUCCAGUUCGACGCUGAGGGCAACCCCAGCGCGGUCAGCAAGAAGGACAUCAAGAAGGCCAAGAAGGAGUCCAAGAAGUCGGCCAAGGGUGAGGAGAAGAAGCGCAAGCGGUCAGACGACGGCGAAGUCGACAACUCUGAGAAGAAAAAGAAGAAGAAGAAGAAGGGUGAGGAGUAAAUUCGAAUGAAGUCCUCAAACAAAAAAGUUUCACAAUCAACACACCUGAUGGGAAUGCUUCAAAUUUCUGUAUGAUAUCACACCAUGUGGGCCGAAUUUCUUCUCUUUUUCCUCUUUUUCUCUCUAUCUCUGUUGCUAUUUUGCUUGAAGAUUAUAUGUUUGGGUGGCAUUUGAUGGAUGGAUCUUACUAUCAUCCCCUGGCGCAGAGGUGCUUGUUGGUAUAAGGCAGUUCAAGUUCCAGAAAUAAUGUUCUUUCUGAGUUGGAUUUUCCCAUGGUAGUUGUAAUGUAUGUAGUUGCAAUGGUUGAUGUUAUAUCGACCAACCUUUCUGCAGCUAGACUU
This is a messenger RNA of Aspergillus costaricaensis CBS 115574, 2195 nucleotides long. It is a transcript of the gene nop58, whose product is annotated as RNA-processing protein NOP58. The record is from RefSeq and is a predicted model, not a curated record. NCBI's taxonomy places the organism in Eukaryota, Fungi, Ascomycota, Eurotiomycetes, Eurotiales, Aspergillaceae. The coding region runs from base 115 to 1854 and encodes 579 amino acids. The transcript is spliced from 3 exons. Gene Ontology annotation, cellular component: small-subunit processome; box C/D methylation guide snoRNP complex. Gene Ontology annotation, molecular function: snoRNA binding.